This is a messenger RNA of Phragmites australis (common reed), 1632 nucleotides long. RefSeq names its product protein JASON-like. NCBI's taxonomy places the organism in Eukaryota, Viridiplantae, Streptophyta, Magnoliopsida, Poales, Poaceae. The transcript has 7 exons. Bases 54 to 1316 code for a protein of 420 amino acids. Gene Ontology annotation, biological process: male meiosis II. The record is from RefSeq and is a predicted model, not a curated record.
GCCGCUAAACCCUAAGCCCCCGCAGCGCGCUCGCCGCGGGCGCGCGACCCGCGAUGUGCCGGUGCGCCGCGGCGAUCGCGAGGGUGGCGGUGGCCUUCCUCUACGCCGUCCUCGUGGGCUGCUUCCGAUCCUUGUUCCGCACCCACCCAGGCUCCGGCCGCAGCGAUGCGCUCGUGCACAGGGAUCGGGUCGGGGAGGUGCUCUGGGAUGGUGAGCAAGGGCUAGGAAGGAGUGGAAGAUCGUGUGAGGAUUUGGCCGAUGGUGCCGGCAUUGAUGAGGAGGAGCUUAGAUUCCAGUGUGAUAACAUGCCCAUCAAUGCACCAGCAACAAACUGUACAUCGCUAUUUGAAGCUAAUUCAUCUGAAGGCUGCAAAUGCGAGGAGCAUCAUACUCUGAGGCCUGAACUGAACAUCGAAUAUACACAUCAUAUUCCAGGUGUUGAACCAGUUCCUCAUUCAGCUUUCCUGGAAAAUACCCCAUUUCAGAACAUGAAGCACAAGCUGCUUGAUCGCAAUGGUUCACCCUUUCCAACUCCUUCAGUUAUCAGGGAUGAUAUGCAGACUCCCGGAACAAUUUAUACUUCACAUAGAGGGGCUUCUAUGUCUGCAAAGCGUGUGCGGACCCGGAAACAAUUCAUCUACCCUGUCCUGAGACCCAUUGAGAACAGCCCUCAGCGGAUGGAACUGGCAGAAGAUUUUUCACCAUUGUCAUCAUCCAAUCCUCCAAAAAGGAGAAACUUGGGGGCAGAUUUUAUCAAGAAGCCAAAGCAAAUAUCUUCACCUUCGGUGGCUAAACAAGGAUUGUCCAAAUCUCCCUCAUUUUCUUCUCCUGAUGAUAAUGCUUCAUACCAUGUAAAAGAAGCACCCUCUCUGGAGGAGACAAAGUGUCAGGUUGGCAGUGUAGACCUAUUGGAUGAUGGAGAAUUAUCAAAAUCCAACUCAAAUGAAAAGCAUGCUGCAUUGAGUCUGUCUCACUGGUUGAAACCUUCAUCCUCAGAUGUUGAGAAUCAAGGUGAUGUCAAGUGUGCAGCGGGUGAUCAAUCGUAUGAUGAGUGCAACCUUCUAACCGAGAGACCUGUCUUCAUGGCUUCUGAUCUGAAAUGGGAUGUUGAGAACCCGACUCCUAGGUUGCCCAAAACAUGGGAUGGCAAUGGUAUUCCGAACACAACCACCAGAUACAAAGAAGACCAAAAGGUCAGCUGGCACACUACACCAUUUGAGAAAAGACUGCUGAAGGUUUUAUCUGAGGAAGAACUGCACCCACCAAGUAACGUUGUCCGUGGGAAGUUGUUCCAUCUUGAGGAGAAAGCCAAAUAGUGAGUGGCGUGGCAGAAAUUUUUCAGCCCAACUGCUGAGAAAUUUGUCGUCAACCCUUGAAGCUGCACAUUGUGAAUCUCGGUGGCAUUUGCACGAGGUGGAUCUGAAGAAAACUUGGUAUCUCUCGUACCGCCGUAUACCUGUCGCUGAGCUUGUCUCUGUUUCCUGUUUGUGGGAUGCGAUGCUAUGUACAAAUGGUAUAGGCAAUAGACUAUAUCUGCUACGAACAUCAACUGCUGAAAAAUCAAGACGAGCUAGCACACGAACCCACCUUUUGUCGUCUAUACGAUGCUAAAGUUGCCAGUGGUUCCUUCGA